UCUAUCUUGGAGGCUGGGCUGGGCAGCCAUUGGCUGUUGGCUGAAGGGCUAAUCUAGGCCAGCUGUAGACGUCGCUCAUACAAACGGUGGGCUGGAAACUGUAUAUUUCUACCCCUUAGCUCUCCUUGCGGGCUGACGGCCUUUCCGAGUUGCUUGCCUCUGAGUCUUCUGAGUGUGUUGCUUCCACCCACCCCCUUCUUCCAUGGCUUCCUGGAAGGCCCUGACAAUGGGCCUCCUUCUGGUCCUGCUCUGCUCAUUCAGGCUCCCUAGAGCCCUGGGAGAGGAUCAGCACCACCAUCAUGACCACCACCACGGAAGCCAGCAUGAGGACGAACACCAUCACCACCACGGACAGCAUGAUGCUGAUGACGAAGAUGACGACCAUUAUCACCAUGCCAGCCACCUUCACGAACCAGGGCAUCACCAAGGAGGCCACCAUCCUCACCAUGAUGAUGAUGAUGAUGAUGACGAUGAUGAUGAUGAGGAACACCAUCACCACCAUGGUGGACAUCACCAUGCAGAGCACCAUCAUCACCACAGUUCCCACCACGAUGAUGAUGACGAUGAUGAUGAUGACGAUGACCACCACCAUGACAAGCAUCAUCAUCACCAUGAACAUCAUAGUAACCAUCACCAUGACGAUGACGAUGAUGACGAUGAUGACGAUGAUGAUGACCACCAUGACCAUCAUGGCAAGCAUCAUCACCAUGAACACCAUGGUAACCAUCACCAUGAUGAUGACGACGACGACGAUGAUGAUGAUGAUGACCACCAUGGCAAACAUCACCAUGAAGACCACCUUCACCAUGAUGACGAUGAUGAUGAUGAUGACGAUGAUGACCACCAUGGCAAGCAUCACCACCAUCACGAACACCAUGGUGACCAUCACCACCAUCACAAGAAUGAUGAUGAUGAUGAGGAAGAUGACGAUGAUGAUGAUGAACACGACCACCACCAUCAGAAACAUCAUGGUGGCCACCACCACCAUGAUGAUGAUGAUGAUGACGAUGAUGAUGAUGAUGACGACGAUGACGACAGUGAUGAAGAGGAACACCAUCAUCAUGAACAUCAUGCUCACCACCAUCACCAUGAGGAUGAUGACGACAGUGAAGAAGAAGAAGAGCAUGUCAGUCAUCACCAUCACCAUCUCCAUAAGGAAGCUGACGAGGGCAAAGAGCACCGCCACCAUCACCAUGGUGAUGAGGAAGACGAGUCCGAUGAAACGGCAUCCAAGGAAGAAGAUGAGGAUGAAAGGCACAAACACAAGCACCCCAGGCAUGAAGGCCAUGACAAGGCCAAGAAGCACCACAAAGAGGGAGAAGAAGAGGAAGACGACGAGGAUGACGAGGACGACGAGGAGUACGAGGCAGGCUCUCUGUGCCAUUACUGUGCCUUCUGCAAGGAUUGCGACAAGUGUGACAAGUGCCCCUGCAAAGAAGGUGACAGCAGCGAAUACUGCGCAAGCUGCCAGUAUUGCCAUUUCUGUUACGUUUGCCCUGUGUGCGAGACAGCCUGUGCACCCGGCAGCAUCGUAGAUGAAUUAUCUGGAGCCUUAUUUCAGACAUUUGCCACCAUCUUUGAGCAGCAGGAGCAUUGAAGCGCCCCCUGGUGGAGAAACCAAAGUUAGGAGGGGGAGGGGGAAUCAGGUGCCCCUUGAUUUUCUAAUUUUUAUUUUUAUUUUUUGAGCCAAACUGCGUGUGAUGGAAGAUUCCACGAUUCUUUCUUCCGGCGGUUGUUUCCCCACCCAUCAUUGUCCUCUCAAAAACGUACCCCUGUUGUUUUUCUCCCAUGGCGUCCUAUUUAUCCCCCACAUCUGUAAAAUCUGCUGGGAGUUGGUUUUGAGAGGAUAUCCGAUAGCAUGAAGGGAGAGGGUUAAGCAGCUCGACUUUACCCAACCCCCUACUUCCAACUUCUGCCUCUCACGGGACUUUUGAUUCUUAAAAAAGCAGCUGUUGGAAGACACACAAUUCCAGAACUGGCAGUCUUGUGUAGUCUGGCUUUUAUAAUUAGCCAGGAAGCCAUCCCAGGUAGGCUGCGGCCUGUUGAGCAAGAAGGGUGACCGGCAUUUACUGAGCAAAUCCACCCUGGGGCAAGGGGAUUACCAACGCCUCAGUGAUGCACGUUUCCCCAGCCUUUGAAUAAGUUUGAGCUGGGUCAUACCGGAAGCCUUCUCCUGAGCAAUAGGUUUCCUGCUCUUGCCUCAGCCCCUAGGCAGGGAAUCUGUGGUUCUCUGGAUGUUAUUGGACUCCCAACUCCCAUGAUCCCUCAAAUUGACUCUGCUGGCUUGGCGUUGAUGGCAACUGGAGUCCAGCAAUAACAGUGGGGCAGCUGCAAUUUCUCCCUCUCGGCCUCAACUGAACAGGCAACGGGGCAACUCACACUGCGCAA
Molecule: messenger RNA, 2388 nt
Organism: Lacerta agilis (Sand lizard)
Lineage: Eukaryota; Metazoa; Chordata; Lepidosauria; Squamata; Lacertidae
Gene: HRC
Product: histidine rich calcium binding protein
Exons: 7
Coding region: 203-1597 (464 amino acids)
Molecular function (GO): calcium ion binding
Source: RefSeq, a predicted model, not a curated record